AUGGACGUCGAAGACCAAGACUCAAAACCUGAAGACCAAGAUCCCUACGACUGGCAUGAUCUCCUCGAAUCGCGCGUACACACCCUCUUCAAGAUCCGCCCAGGCCCUCCAGUCACACUGACUCCGACCCACCUCGCCCUCACCCACCUCCUCCACCGCCACCGUGCCCGCUGUACCAGCUGCCUCGGCAGCCGCCAACACUACCAAUCUCGCCCGCCCUUCUUCCAAGCCGUCGACGCCAUGGCCAAGCUGACCCUCACCCGUCUCGGCGUCAUGUCUCAAUCCCGCCUCCUCAAAUACCUCGACGUCAUCGCCCGCGACUGGAUGUGCCGACGCUGCUGCCGUUCCAAGACGGUACACACCGAAAAGCGCCGAAUUGCAUUGACCUGGGUCCGCGAACUACGCCGUGUGGUCGCCAUGCUGACCCGCAUCAUCAACCUGCACGAUGAAACUGCUCAUCCUGAACAUCCUGCCAUCGACCUCACCCGCACGCCGCCGCCGCGAUCUCACGACAAAGCGACCACCUGCGUCAUCUGCACGGACGCUAUUCCCACACCCGCCGAAGAGAAGACCUGCUUCCAAUGCAACAAUGUCAUCCACCAGUCGUGCUUUGAUCAGUACUGGCGGUCUGAAGAUCUGCAUCAGUUGCCUACGCUUGACAGUAAGACGGAGAAGGAUGUUCUUCAUCUGCCGUGUGUGUUCUGUCGAUGUAUUGUGCUUUCAGUUUCGAGGAGUGAGGAGGGGAGGAAGGCUUGGGAGGAGAGGAAGAGGGAGACGGAGAGGCUGGAUGAGGAGUUUGCGAGGAGGUUGCAGCGGGAGGAGGAGCAGAGGAGGCGGCGUGGGAAUGGAGGCGAGGAGGGAGUGGAUAAGGAGAAUGCGGAGCCGGAGGUGGGAUCAGGAGAGGCGGGUGGGUGGUGGGAUCAGGAGUAG
Zymoseptoria tritici IPO323 is the source of this 930-nucleotide messenger RNA. RefSeq lists its product as uncharacterized. The transcript has a single exon. NCBI's taxonomy places the organism in Eukaryota, Fungi, Ascomycota, Dothideomycetes, Mycosphaerellales, Mycosphaerellaceae. Bases 1 to 930 code for a protein of 309 amino acids. The record is from RefSeq and is a predicted model, not a curated record.